UUGAUCGUUCAGGCAGCAGCAGCUGACUACAACUGACGUUUUCGUUCAGUAGACGUCAUAAAAUUCUAGUGUUAACGUCGGAGGUUCCAAUUUUUUAAUAAGUAAUCAUAUUUUGUGAAUAUGUCAAGUGGUGUGAUAGUUGCAGGCCUAGGGCUUGCAGCGGUGGGAUUCGCUGGCCGGUACGUAAUGAAACAGUUACCCAACGUGGCGAAAACUUUUAACGAAGCUGCAAGCAAAAUUCCUAAAUUCGAUUCCGAAACUUUGGCAAACGCAAAAUACUACAAGGGGGGUUUUGAACCACAAAUGAACCGGAGGGAAGCCGCCCUCAUUUUAGGUAUUACUCCUAGCGCGAAUAAGACGAAAAUUAGGGAUGCUUUCAAAAAAGUAAUGGCAGUCAAUCAUCCUGAUCGUGGUGGUUCACCAUACAUUGCUUCUAAAAUCAAUGAAGCCAAAGAUUAUCUUGAAAAGCAUAGUAGUUCAUUUUAAAAGAAAAUAGAAUGUAGUUUUGGACAAAAAAAUUGUAAUAAUGUAAAAACUGUAAAUAAUUACCUCUUAAAUAUAAACUUGCAAA
Molecule: messenger RNA, 571 nt
Organism: Agrilus planipennis (emerald ash borer)
Lineage: Eukaryota; Metazoa; Arthropoda; Insecta; Coleoptera; Buprestidae
Product: mitochondrial import inner membrane translocase subunit TIM14
Exons: 2
Coding region: 121-486 (121 amino acids)
Biological process (GO): protein import into mitochondrial matrix
Cellular component (GO): PAM complex, Tim23 associated import motor
Molecular function (GO): ATPase activator activity
Source: RefSeq, a predicted model, not a curated record